AUGGCAACCCACGACUACGCGGAGCUUGCCCGGCAAUUCACACAAGCAUACUACGAAUUUCUGAAUGGCGAUGUCUACAAGUUGGCGGGCGUAUAUCGAGACAACUCUAUGUUGACAUUCGAGUCCGAUUCCUUCCUUGGCGCUUCAUCCAUCGUUGAACAUUACAAUAAACAAAAGGUCGAAGGAAAAGUGGUGGUCCCAGCAACUCAAGACGCGCAGCCGUCGAACGACCAAGGUGGAGUUAUUGUACUCGUGACUGGAUUGAUUGAGAUUCACACACCAGAUGAAGUCCAGUCCUUCAAGUUCAGCCAAGUCUUCCAACUCCUGCAAGAUGCCCAAGGGUUCUUUGUUUUCAACGAUGUGUUUAAGUUGGUUUACGGAUAA
Molecule: messenger RNA, 384 nt
Organism: Glarea lozoyensis ATCC 20868
Lineage: Eukaryota; Fungi; Ascomycota; Leotiomycetes; Helotiales; Helotiaceae
Product: NTF2-like protein
Exons: 7
Coding region: 1-384 (127 amino acids)
Biological process (GO): protein import into nucleus
Cellular component (GO): nuclear pore central transport channel
Source: RefSeq, a predicted model, not a curated record